CUCUAACUUCUCUGAAAUCUUAAUUAGAAUUAUCAAGUAUCCCUUCUCACUUGUAGGGACAUCACGUUCACCCUAACUUACGUUAGUCCCUUCGCUGCUCAGCAACCCAAAGUUCCGAGGUUUAACAUUGGUCACUUAAGAAAAAUAUCAGAACACUUCAAUAAAUUCAAUGAAAUGUUGGUGCACUAUACGGUUCUUCGUCAUUUGAUUCAUAAGAAGAAACACGAGAUGUGGUUCUUGGUGAAUGACAAGCCCGUGUGUUUUGGCUUGAAUGAGUUUGCUUUGAUCACUGGUCUAAACUGUGGAUCAUAUCCCAGCCGAACUAGAGAGGAAAGGGAACUUAAGAAAGGGGCAGCAUUUUGCACAAAAGUUUGUCGCGAUAGAAAGAUUUCGGCAGAAAAGCUGUUGGCGGUGAUCAGAGGGCCUAGGCUGACCAAAGAGGAAAAGCUCAAAUUUUGUCUAGUGUAGUUUCUGCACACAAUAUUGCUUGCCAAAGAUGUGUCGAGGGGUGUGGAUCAUGACACGAUAAAAAUGGCAGACGAUUUGGAGUUCUUUAGUAGCUAUCCUUGGGGAAAGGAAUCAUUUAAACUCACUCUGGACUACUUGAAGAACAAGAUAGACAUUCCCAAGCACCACCAAGUGCACGCGGAGAAAAGGGUUGCAUCAUAUGCUCUCUAUGGCUUCCCCUGGGCAUUCAUGGUCUGGGCAUAUGAAGCUUUUCCUGCACUUGGAAGGAAUGCUGGGAAAUCAGAGGAGGUUCCUUUCCCUAUUCUUAGGAUUCUUAGGUGGCACAUGAAGAAAAUGGAGCGAUUUGGUGAAGGAGAUCCAUUUAAGAGAGCUGGAGUUAUCGAGAUGGUGCACCCUCACCUCAUCCCUACAGUGCAUGAGUUGGAGCAGGAUUACAUGAAAAAUCUGCUGCCAUAUGAUGAUGAAAAUAAUGACCCAAUCAUUGAUGAGUUGGAGCGUGAACCUGAAGGCGUGACUGUUUUGAUUACACCAAAAAAUUCCUCGAAGCCUUCUAGUAGGAAGGGGAAGGAGUCCAUGGAGAAUUUUGAUGAGGACUAUACUCAAGAGGCCGAGGAUAAUCAUUCGGAAGAUCUUGGUGGUAAUUCAGCCGCAAAAGAUAAUGUUGGUGUUGGGACAUCUAUGGGCCGUGCUGUACCAAGUGGGCAGGUAGAGCAUGAUCAACUGAAGCAGCGUGUGGAGAAGAUUGAGGAGUCUUUGAAGGUUCUUGUCACUUAUGUUGAGGGGGAGAGAAUUAGAAAGAGCGAGAAGGCGAAGAAGAAGAAAGAGACUCUCAAUGAAGCUGCUGGUGAGGUUGAGGUUGAUGUUGAUGUUGAUCAGCCAAUUGCUCGACAUAUCGAUGUGCCAAAUGCUCAAGAUGUUCAUGUGCAAGUGCUCAAGAUCUCUCUGUGCCAACUUAUCAAGAUCUCCCUGCUGCUGUGUCUGCUACUGAAGUUGAGAAGGAGUCUGCUACUGAAGUUGCGAAUGAAAAAGAAGUCCCUGCUGCUGAAGUCGAGACCCUGUUGCUGAAGUCGAGAUCCCUGCUGCUGAAAGAGAGAAGGAAAAAGAAGUCUCCGCUGAUGAAGUUGAGGUACAAAAAGAAGUCCCUAAUGAUGAAGCUGAGAAUGAAAAAUAAGUCCCUAAUGAUAAAGCUAAUGCUGAGUUUGACGCUGUCAAAGUUGUGUCGACUGUUGUCGAGGAAAUUAAUGGCUCCAUCAAGGAGUAAUUUGACAUUUGGGUUGUAACAAACAAUUAAUUUGUGUGUGGUGGAUGAUAACAAACAAUUUUAUUGCUUAGUUUUAACUAUUUUUUAAUUUAACAAACAAUUUAAGACAACUAUGUUGUUGCCUUGUGAAUUUGGAUGGGCAAAUUUUUGUAAGUGGUAAUUUAUGAC
This is a messenger RNA of Lycium barbarum (goji berry), 1897 nucleotides long. RefSeq lists its product as uncharacterized. The record is from RefSeq and is a predicted model, not a curated record. The transcript is spliced from 3 exons. Bases 532 to 1533 code for a protein of 333 amino acids. NCBI's taxonomy places the organism in Eukaryota, Viridiplantae, Streptophyta, Magnoliopsida, Solanales, Solanaceae.